CGCCGUACGUGUGGGCAGAGGAAGAGGCGCCAUUGCUAACCUCUUUUUCCUAUUAAACUCAAACACCUUUGCCUCUCCACUCUGCUCAUCACCUAACUCGCCUAUUCUCUCUCCCCUUCUUAACCGCUACUAACUAACUAACUAACCAACGUCCCCAUUUUUACAUGGACCCCCUUCGCCGGCGUUCCUCUAAGCCCUCCGCCGCCGGCGAAUUUCACUCUCCUCCUCUCUACUUAGCUAACGCUUUGUUCUUCUCUCUUUUCUUCUCCGUCGCCUAUUUCCUCCUCCAUAGAUGGCGGGAAAAGAUCCGUACUGCCACUCCUCUUCAUAUUCUCACGUUCCCGGAGAUUGCCGCCUUGUUUUGCCUCGUCGGUUCUGUUAUUUAUCUCAUUGGAUUCUUCGGCAUUAGCGUUUUUCUUCCGUCUAAUCAGAAUUUCUCUUCUAAAGAAGAAGAAGAGGAAAAAGGUCGAUUUAGUCCUCGGAUUAAAACAGAUUGUAGUUUUGAUCCUUGUAAACCUAAGAACAGCUCUGUGAUUGACGGUGACGACGAGGAGGUUAUAAAAUCAGUAGUGGCCGGCUCCAUUCCGUCGUACUCUCUUGAAUCGAAGCUAGGCGACUGUAAAAGGGCGGCUGGGAUUCGGCGGGAGGCGCUCCAGAGGAUGACGGGGAGGUCUCUUGAAGGGCUGCCGUUGGAUGGGUUUGAUUACGAGUCGAUAUUGGGGCAGUGCUGUGAGAUGCCGAUUGGGUACGUGCAGAUUCCGGUGGGGAUUGCUGGGCCGUUGCUGUUGGAUGGGAACGAGUAUACGGUUCCGAUGGCGACUACGGAGGGUUGUCUUGUGGCGAGUACUAACAGGGGAUGUAAGGCUAUUUAUGUCUGCGGUGGAGCUACUGCUACUGUGCUUAAAGAUGGUAUGACCAGGGCUCCGGUUGUCACUUUUCCGUCUGCUAAGAGAGCUGCUGAUUUGAAGUUUUUCAUUGAAGAUCCUCUCAAUUUUGACACCAUUUCUGUUUUUUUCAACAAGUCAAGCAGAUUUGGAAAGCUACAAAAUGUGAAAUGUGCAAUAGCAGGAAAAAAUCUGUACAUGAGGUUUAAGUGCAGUACAGGGGAUGCCAUGGGAAUGAACAUGGUCUCUAAGGGAGUCCAAAAUGUUCUUGAUUAUCUCCAAAAUGAUUUCCCUGACAUGGAUGUAAUCGGCAUCUCUGGGAAUUUCUGUUCGGACAAGAAGCCAGCAGCCGUAAACUGGAUUGAAGGGCGCGGGAAGUCUGUAGUUUGUGAAGCUGUCAUAAAAGAAGAGGUGGUUCAUAAGGUACUGAAAACCAAUGUGGCCGCCCUUGUGGAGCUUAACAUGCUUAAAAACCUCGCUGGGUCGGCGAUCGCAGGAUCUCUCGGCGGGUUUAAUGCCCAUGCUAGCAAUAUUGUGACUGCUGUCUACUUGGCCACAGGACAGGAUCCUGCUCAAAAUGUAGAGAGUUCGCACUGCAUCACCAUGAUGGAAGCCGUUAACCACGGCAAGGACCUUCACGUAUCGGUCACCAUGCCUUCCAUUGAGGUGGGUACAGUGGGAGGUGGCACUCAACUGGCAUCACAAGCAGCCUGCCUGAACCUGCUCGGCGUGAAAGGUGCGAGCAAAGAUGGUCCUCCAGGGUCAAACUCACGGCUCCUGGCGACAAUUGUGGCUGGUUCUGUUCUGGCAGGAGAGUUGUCUCUUAUGUCAGCUCUGGCUGCAGGCCAACUCGUGAAGAGCCACAUGAAAUACAACAGAUCGAGCAAAGAUGUGUCAAGUAUAGCUAACCUUAACUGUAAGUGAAGUAGUUGAAAUAAUUUAAUAAUAAGAUGGCCAUGUGAUGUUAAGCCUUUGUUUUAACUUUAAUUAUCUUCUUUCUGGUUGUAUGUAUUAGGACAUGUUUGUGUUGUAUUGCUAGGUAUUUAGAUUUGUUUAAAUUUACAUUUGUAUUUUGUCUUUCCUUGUGUAGUCCCUGCUGUUUUUUUAAAUGAUCAUCAUUCAUCAA
Molecule: messenger RNA, 2010 nt
Organism: Mercurialis annua (annual mercury)
Lineage: Eukaryota; Viridiplantae; Streptophyta; Magnoliopsida; Malpighiales; Euphorbiaceae
Product: 3-hydroxy-3-methylglutaryl-coenzyme A reductase 3-like
Exons: 4
Coding region: 165-1808 (547 amino acids)
Biological process (GO): isoprenoid biosynthetic process; coenzyme A metabolic process; sterol biosynthetic process
Cellular component (GO): peroxisomal membrane; endoplasmic reticulum membrane
Molecular function (GO): hydroxymethylglutaryl-CoA reductase (NADPH) activity; protein binding
Source: RefSeq, a predicted model, not a curated record